AGCAACCUCAUCCCCCCCUCUCAGUGCGCUCUGCACGCUUUAAGACUCCCCGCCUCACCCUCAGUCCACGCGAGAGGCAGGAUCGCGCAGCUGUGCCGGAUUAGACGCUUCUGAGGUGAGCUGCAGACGGGAUAAGGACCACCUUGCCAGCUAAAAUAAAGCAUCUGGAGAGAAGUUGGAAGAGGAUCCGUCAGUAGGAGGAUUGUUAUGUGUUUUUGAAGAGUUGGAUGGAGAAGAUGUGGACUCCUCGGUGAGGUGAGCGUCUGGCUUUCUGCUGCGAUUUUACAGAGUUCUGGAAGAGUUAUAGAUCAAACUGCAUGGACAUAAUUCUAGAAUGGUGCUUAAAAGACUUUGAGAGCAUCACAAACUGAUGGAUGAUAAUCAGCUCAAAGAUCAAACAGUGCAAGUGAUGAAGAUCAAAGAUAAUAUUGACGAUAAGCAGGAAUGAUACAGAUAAAAAUCAUGAUUCAGAAAAUCACUAUUAGUAGUGAUGAAGAUCAGAGGUGAGAAUGAUCAAGAUAAAAAGUAAAGGUUGCAUUGAAGAUCAGUCAUGAUAAUGAUGAUACUGAUUGAAGACCUAAAACAGGGUAGAUGAUCAGUGCUGAAGGUGAAGAUUACGGUAAAGCUCAUGAACAACAUUUAAAAAAAGGUGACGUAAAUCAACGAUGAUUAAGAGCUAAUGAAGAUGUUCAAGAUACUGAAGACCACGCAGACACCUUUUGAAGAUCAUUUUUAUAGCUGAUGACAAUCAGAGAUGAAGAUCAGUGCCAAAUAAAAUUAAGAGCACUAAUGAAUCUGACAAAGAUCCACAUCAAAGAUAAAGAUCAAAGGCCACUGAAGAUCAAUCUAACAUAUUUUGAAGAUCGUUCUUGAAGAUUUAAAAAAAGAGAUCUAAAGAUAUUGCAGAUCCAUCUUAAAGCAUUUGGAGUUCAGACUUAAUCAUUUUAGGGUCUGUCUUAAUACAUUGAACAUUAGUCUCAAUUCUUUUGGAGAUCAAUUAAAAAGACUCUGGAGAUCAGUCUUAAUGCAAUCUUGAUGAUUUUAAAAUGAGGUUUACAGAUUUUAGAGAUCAGUCUUAAGGUUUUGUUUUUGAAGAUCAGUCUUAAAGACUUUGGAGAUCAGGCAAAUAUAAUUUAGGGACUAGUCUUAACCCUUGAUUAAUAAUAUUAUUCUUAUUUUUUUAAAGACAAACAAAAAACAACAUUUCUAGUCCAAGACCUCGAUGAUCAGUCUUACAGUAUUAUAGGAUUUACAAAGUUUUUUAAAUUAAGGCUUAUGUAAUUUAUAGACCAGCCUAAAUGCUUUUAUUGAUCAGUCUUAAAGCUUUUAAAAAUCAGUCUUAAAGCUUUUAAAAAUCACUCUUAAAGACUCUGUCUAACCGACUUCAAAAUUCAGUCUUAAUCCAUUUGGGGAUCAGUCUUAAUGACACUGUAGAUCAGUCUUAAAAAUGUGGGGAUCAGUCUUAAAGCUUUUAAAGAUCAGUCUUAAAAAUUUUGUUGUCUGAAUGCUUUGGAAGGUCUGUCUAACCGACUUAAGAUUUAAGUCUUAAUCCAUUUGAGGAUCAGUCUAAAUGACACUGAAUAUCAGUCUUAAAGCUUUUAAAGAUCAGUCUUACCGACUUUGAGGAUCAGACUUAAAGCUUUUAAAGAUCAAUCUUUAAGACUUUGAGGAUCAUUCUUAAGGCUUUUAAAGAUCAGUCUUAAAGACUUUGCGGAUCAGUCUUAAAGCUCUUAAAGAUCAGUCUUAAAGACUUUGAGGAUCAGUCUUAAAGCUCUUAAAGAUCAGUCAUAACAACUUUUGAGCUUUAUUGAUCAUAUCAAAUGAAGGACAUGUUAUGUGUCUGUGAUGAUCAGUCUUAAGAACAGUGCUAAAGGUGAUGAAGACCGGUCCUGAAGGUCAGUGUUAAAUAUCGGAGUAUCAGUGGUGAAGUUGAUGAAGAUCAGUGAUGAAGAUGGCUCCUCUUUCCGAUCUUCUCCGUUUGUUCUGAACUCCUCCGGACAGUCACAGCAUGGCUCUGACCGAGACCUGCAGACUCUACCAGUCUCCUAAAGACGUCGGCGGCUCGGCGCAUGGAGCUUCGGACGUCAUCGAGCUGAACGUGGGCGGCCAGGUGUACUACACGCGGCGCGCGACCCUCGCGGCCUUCCCGGACUCCGUGCUGGGCCAGAUGUUCUCCAGCGCGGCCGGCGAGCUGGCGAGAGAUGCGCGCGGCCGCUGCUUCAUCGACCGGGACGGGUUUCUGUUCCGCUACGUGCUGGACUACCUGCGCGACCGGCGCGUGGUGCUGCCCGAGCGCUUUCCGGAGCGCGCGAGACUCCGCCGCGAGGCCGAGCACUUUCGCCUGCACGAGCUGGCGGGCAUCCUCGCGUCGGCGGAGGACGAGGCGGACGAGGGCGGCGGGGGCGGCAGGGGGGUCCCGGACGACGCGUCCCCGUCCAGCGAGAGGACAGCGCGCGACGGCGCGUGCGGCUUCCUAACUGUGGCGUGCAAGGGCGCGCGCGUGGGGGAAGCGCCGGCGCCGAGGAUCUCGGUGUGCGGGCGCGUGGGGCUCGCGCGCCAGGUGUUCGGGGACGCGCUGAGCGAGAGCCGCGACGCGGACAGAGCGCGCGAGCGCUACACCUCGCGCUGCCAUCUGCGCUUCAGGCACGCGGAGCGCGCCUUCGACAUGCUCGCGGAGAGCGGCUUCCGCAUCGUGGCGUGCAGCACGGCCGUGGCCAGCAGGCACGCGGACGCCGAGAGGGGCGCGUGGAGCAGCAACACAGAGUACGUCUUCUACCGUGGUCCGUCUACCUGGUCUUCCUCUCAUUGCGAGUGCUGCUGUAAGAGUCAGAAGAGUGAGCGCGAGGGUGAGAGCGGGACGUCCUUUAAUGAACUCUCCACGUCCUGCUCCGAGACCCAGUCUGAGGCCAGCUCUCCUCAGGAGACGGUCAUCGUCCGGCCCGCGCCGCGCCAGCCCAACGCCCAGACGCUGGACCGGGUUAUGCAGAAGGGGCCGCCCCAGGCCCUGCAGCAGGCUGAGAUGAGGCGCAGGACGGACCUGCUGAGGGCCCGCACGUCCGGACCCCGAGACCUUAUGCACGCAAAGAGGAAAGCUGGCAAGGAGAAGAUGACCCCCGAGCAGGAGCUGCAGAAGUGCAUCCAGGACUUCCGACGAAUCAAAAUCCCAGAGCGCUUCCCGGACAGGAAGAACAUGUGGCAAUCUGAACUCCUGAGGAAGUAUCGCCUCUGAAAACUGGAAGUGUGUGUGUGGGGGUAUGUGUGGGUAUGUGUGUGUGGAACAUGAGCUACUUAUCUGCACUCGAGAUCCCACUCUGACUCGCACUUCUCUCAGGACGCAAUCUGUCGCUCGGAUCUUCCAGCGAGACGCUCGGUGCGCUGCAAACAAUGCGCUUAACCUUGACUGACUCCCAGACGCCGCUGUUCUGCUCUGUUCUGUUACAAAGCGCAAUUACUCCGACGCACACCUCUGAGCUGCGAAUCAAUUUCACACUGUCUAAACAAACCAGCCCUUUAAGGAAUGCUGUGGAAUGGGUUGGACACGCACUGAAUAAGCACCUGUCACCUGCUCUCAGCAACGAACUGAACACUGCACCAAUCAGACACACUGGCUUAGAGCAUCCAGGAGGAGUUACACUACCCUUCAAAAGUCUGGACUCACUACUGUCAAUGGCAUUAAUCCAAUGGAUCUUUCCACAGAUGCAUUCGUUCAUACACUGUAUUGCCAAAAGUAUUUGCUCACCCAUCCAAAUCAUUCAACUUAGGUUCUGAUUACUUCCAUAGACACAAGUGUAUAAAAGCAAGCACCUAUAGGCAUGCUGUAGAUUGCUUCUACAAACAUUAGUGAAAGAAUGGGUCACUCUCAGGAGAUCAAUUAACUCCAGAAGUGAUUGUACUGUGAUAGGAUGCUGCUAAAUAUUCCACAGCCAACUGUCAGUGAUAUUAUAAGAUAGUGGAAGAGACUGGGAAUGACAGUGACUCGUCAGUGUAAAAUAACAGAGCGAGGUUAGCGGAUGCUGAGGAGAUCACCAACUUUCUGCAGAGUCAAUUAAUCAAUCACUACACACCUCCAAACUUCAUGUAGCUUCAGAUUAGGUCAAGAACAGUAGAGAAAAGUAGAGAGACUCAUGGAAUGGAGAGUUUCCCUGGCCAAGCAGCUCCAGCCAAGCCUUACAUCACCAAACAAAAGACAGACAAGAGGAAUACUUUUGGCAAUAUAAUGUAGAUUAGCAGUUUGGAUGUGUUUUACAGAUAUAAUAUAAGUUUGUUUGCUGUUUUUAUCCUUAUUUUUUUAUAAAGUGUGUUUUCGCACUUGCACUUUUGGUCCAGUUAAAUCACACUCUAGUUUAUCUUAACCCUUUAAUGCAAUUUGUUUGGUCAGGUAUGAAUACAGUAAUCGCUUACGAGAGGAAGGGGUUUUACUCCCAAAUGAAAUCUGGAAUGUUAAUUUGUGGUGAUAUCAUGAUCUGACUUCGAUUCAACCCAACUAUAAGUGGUAUUCUGCAAGUCUGUGCUAAACUGCAUUAUGCAUAUGGAGUUUAAGCUAGUAAAUUACCUCAAUAAUUACUACAGCUAUGAACAAAUGACAUCUCUACUGUUUUGCUAUUGUUAAACCGCAUAGCCCUAAACAUUAAUCCAGAACAAAGGACCUUUUUCUGUAUUUACUUUCUUGCUCCCGCCCCAAACAGCUCUGACCAAUAAGCAGAGAGAACAUUAAUGCUUUGUUUUGGUGAACUACAAAUUUUCCUGUGUGAAAACAAACCAAACCAAUGGCAAUUUGCACCAAUGUGAAAACACUCUAAUUCUCCUUAAUCACCUGUUCCCAAACACUGGAAACUCUUUUUUUACUAAAUCAUUACAUUACAUUACAUUACAUGUAAAUCAAAUGUGGUCUAAUUAUCACUGAAGUCAAAACAAUAGACAAACACGAUCUAACUAAAAUAAUAAUAACAAACACAUUGCUGUACUAUUUAUGCCUUUUAUUAAAAACCUUAUCCCAACUGUGAAGCAUGAUGAUGAUGGAGAUAGUAUCAAUGAAGUCAUUUUACUUACUUUUUCUAGCCUGCACUGUAGAUAUUCACUCAAUGUGCUUAAAACAAAAACACAUGAACAGAACAGCAGUUUGUUAUUAGUUGAGUUUGUCUAUAUUUGAGACUUAGAUAUAAUACAUGAUCAGACCACAUUUAUUGCUAAUUAAUGCCAUGUAAUUCCUAAAGUCUUUUUAUAAAAGAAAAUACUGUUGCUGGUUGGGUUUCUUAGCUUCUUAGCACAAAGAUGAUUCUUUGAUAUUCUAAGAUUCUAAGAAUCAUUAAAUUCUUAGCAUCUUACAUUUUAUCAAUGUCCAUCACUUGCUACGAAAGAAUGCAUUUGUGGAAAGAGCAUGGUUACAAGAAAUGUACAGCGAAAAAUGAUUUAGUUUUUUAACAAAAUGUACAAAACCAUAAAAAUGCUAGCUGUGUGCAAAAAAGAUGAAUGAUAGAGGAUUCCAUAAUAACUACCAGAGUUGUAUAAUAUUAUAAACAUUAGAAGCUCUAAUACAAUUUCCUUUCAGAAAGGCAUAGACUUGAAAAUGUGAUCAAAUAUUAAAGGAGACAAAUUAAACUUUAAAACGGCCUUUACAAUGGGGUCUAGUUAAUUAUACAGUAAGUUGAAUGAAAUAACAGCAGUGAUGAAUCUUACUCUUCAUUCUGAACUUUUGAACUGUAGUGUACAAGUGAAUGUUACAAAAAAAUGGAAAAAAGAAACAAAAACUAAACCUGGUGUUGUGUUCAAUUGUAUGAACUGUGUUGACACAAGUCAUUCUUAUGGUCAUUUUGGUGGUUCUGCAAAAGAUGAGGUCAUUUCAUUCAGUAUGAUUUUGAUUAUGAAGAUGAUGAUUAUGAAGAUGAAGAUGAUGAUAUGUUCCCUUUCGUAGCAAUGCAACAAUAAUGCAUGUUGUUUCGCGGAGGCCAGUGUCACGCCAUAUAGAGCAAAUGCCUCAUCAAUUAGAUCCAGUUAAUUUGUGCUAUAGGCCCCACAUGAUUCACUGACAUUUAGCAGAACACAUGGAAUCCCAGUGAAACGAUGCAUCCGAGAGGAUGAAGCAGCGCUGUUUAUCAUUGCUAGACUGUUCCUGUUUAUCGUUGUGAACAUUUCUUUGUCUGGACUGUUGUUUGUGGUGUAUCAGAACUGGUUUCGCCUGUGGGUAUGUGAAGAAUCUCUUAUUGUGAAUGUGCAAUGAUUCAUUAAAUGAGCCGAGUUUAAAGCGUGA
Astyanax mexicanus (Mexican tetra) is the source of this 6247-nucleotide messenger RNA. Its product is annotated as BTB/POZ domain-containing protein KCTD16. Gene Ontology annotation, cellular component: presynaptic membrane; postsynaptic membrane. Gene Ontology annotation, biological process: regulation of G protein-coupled receptor signaling pathway; protein homooligomerization. The record is from RefSeq and is a predicted model, not a curated record. Lineage: Eukaryota; Metazoa; Chordata; Actinopteri; Characiformes; Acestrorhamphidae. The coding region runs from base 2009 to 3229 and encodes 406 amino acids. Gene Ontology annotation, molecular function: protein binding. The transcript is spliced from 2 exons.